Molecule: messenger RNA, 1296 nt
Organism: Theileria annulata
Lineage: Eukaryota; Apicomplexa; Aconoidasida; Piroplasmida; Theileriidae
Product: ubiquitin-activating enzyme, putative
Exons: 10
Coding region: 1-1296 (431 amino acids)
Biological process (GO): protein modification by small protein conjugation
Cellular component (GO): cytoplasm
Molecular function (GO): ubiquitin-like modifier activating enzyme activity
Source: RefSeq, a predicted model, not a curated record
AUGGAUAAUGUAUUAGGCUGUGAAUUAUUGAAAAGUUUGGUUUUAAAUGGUUUUGAAAAUAUUUCUAUUGUUGACUACGACAAAGUGGUUCUAUCAAACCUAAAUAGACAAUUUUUAUUUCAGUAUUUUAAACCGCACAAUACAAUCGAUUUUAGAAAAAACGAUGUCGGUAAAUUCAAAUCUCAACUGGCAUUUGAAACUAUUAAGUCAUGGAAUACAUCAAAUUUCUCAAAAUUUUAUGUUGAAAGAGUUGAGGAAUUGAACCUGAAGUUGUUAUCUGAUUUCGAUGUUAUAUUCUCUGCUUUGGACAGUAUUCAAAGCAGAAGAUGGCUAAAUUCAGCGUUCUUUGAGAUUUACAGAUUUUACCACAUUUCCAAAAGUGAUUCUGAAUUAGAUGAAAACAAUGCCUUCAAAAUAUUAAUUGACGGUGGUUCUCAAGAUUUGUACGGCCAUGUUCGAGUUAUCAGGCCAGGAUUAACCUCAUGCUUGGAAUGCUCAUUAACGCUCUAUUCAUCAGAAGAACCAUUCCCCUGCAUUCUGACUGAGAACUUAAAAUCUCCUGAGGAUUGCAUAAAUUAUUCCCUGUAUAUUUACUUCGAUUGCGGCCAAUCGGGCGUUUCUCCUAAUAACGUACUUGAUGGAAGUGAUGAGGGCCUAUUAGAGUACAUUUAUGAGAAUUCCAGAAAGAUAGCCGAGUCAAAGAACAUAAAAGGCGUAACAUUAGACCUAGUGAAUCUCAUUUGCAAUAGGUCAAUUUUAAACAUUCCAACUACAAACAGCAUCGUCUCAUCCCUAAUGGUUAAUGUCCUCUUAAACCAAGACUUUAAUUACAACUUUUACUUUUAUUCUGGAGAUGGAAUUACAAACUUAUCCAAAUUUAAACUCCAACCUGAUAAAUCUUGCGUAGUAUGUAAUUGUAAAUGUAUAAAAUUGAAAGUAAGACCUGAAAUGAAGUUGAGCGAAUUGUUAAGCAUCUUGUAUAAAGAAAUCGGUGUGGAGUCACUGAACAUAUCAUCAGAUAGGGGAGCUGUGUACUUCGAUGAUCCAAAAUCCCUCAGUGCCUUGUAUUCGUAUAGGUUAAACAUGAAGCUAAGUGAUCUGAGAGACGUGGUUUCGGAAAAAAUAUACCUAACCUCAAAAGACUCUCAAACUUGGAGUGUAAGGUCUGUUCGGAGUGAAGAAUAUUUAAAAUACCCUUCAAAAGAAUCAAAUCGUCGGCGUUAUUCACAUUCAGGACAUCUGAGAUUUGCAAAAGCGUCGAAAACUAAUCACAAUAAAGUUUUGUAUAAAUUAUAG